This is a messenger RNA of Anopheles coluzzii, 1608 nucleotides long. Its product is annotated as titin-like. The record is from RefSeq and is a predicted model, not a curated record. The transcript is spliced from 6 exons. The coding region runs from base 92 to 1549 and encodes 485 amino acids. NCBI's taxonomy places the organism in Eukaryota, Metazoa, Arthropoda, Insecta, Diptera, Culicidae.
GAGCGGACGAUAUAAAACGAUGUCAGCGCUUGCAGAUGAUCAUUCAGUUGAGGAUCUUCAAGCGUACAGUACAUCCAAGCGGUAGGCAGACAUGAAGGCGUUCAUUGUGUUCUCUGUGGUCCUGGCCCUUGCCAGCGCGGGUGCAGUCGACAGCUCCAACAAGGAAAAGCGAGGACUGUGGGAACUGGGAUCGGCUCAGCACGAUUCGUACGAGAGCUACGGCUAUGACCAUCAGCAGUCCCAUGGAUACUACGGCAACGACUACGUCCAGAAGGAGGUGAAACAGGUCAUCACCAAGAAGGUUCCAGUUCCGUACCCAGUGGAGGUCGAGAAGCACGUUCCAGUCGAGAAGGUCCCGGUGUACGUGGAGAAGAAGGUCCCAGUGCACGUUGACCGUCCAUACCCAGUGAAACAGGUCAUCACCAAGAAGGUCCCAGUUCCAUACCCAGUGGAGGUCGAGAAGCACGUUCCAGUCGAGGUGAAGGUCCCGUACCCCGUUGAGGUUGAGAAGAAGGUCCCGGUCGUUGUUGAGAAGAAGGUCCCGGUGUACGUGGAGAAGAAGUACCCAGUCCACGUUGAUCGUCCAUACCCGGUGAAACAGGUCAUCACCAAGAAGGUUCCAGUUCCGUACCCAGUGGAGGUCGAGAAGCAUGUUCCAGUCGAGGUGAAGGUCCCGUACCCAGUUGAGGUCGAGAAGAAGGUCCCGGUCGUCGUUGAGAAGAAGGUCCCGGUGUACGUGGAGAAGAAGGUCCCAGUGCACGUUGACCGUCCAUACCCAGUUGAGGUGAAGGUCCCAGUCCAUGUCCCGGUGUACAAGAAGGAGUAUGUCGAGGUCCCGAAGCCAUACGCAGUUCAUGUCGAGAAGCCCUACCCAGUGUACGUGAAGCAGCCAGUGUACGUCGAGAAGCAGGUCCCAGUGACGGUGCACAUCAAAGAGCACCACAAGAAGCCAUUCUGGGAGAUAACGAGCAAUCUGACGAAACAAACUUUCUUCCAGGCGUUCAUUGUGUUCUCUGUGGUCCUGGCCCUUGCCAGCGCGGGUGCAGUCGACAGCUCCAACAAGGAAAAGCGAGGACUGUGGGAAUUGGGAUCGGCUCAGCACGAUUCGUACGAGAGCUACGGCUAUGACCAUCAGCAGUCCCAUGGAUACUACGGCAACGACUACGUCCAGAAGGAGGUGAAACAGGUCAUCACCAAGAAGGUUCCAGUUCCGUACCCAGUGGAGGUCGAGAAGCACGUUCCAGUCGAGGUGAAGGUCCCGUACCCAGUUGAGGUCGAGAAGAAGGUCCCGGUCGUCGUUGAGAAGAAGGUCCCGGUGUACGUGGAGAAGAAGGUCCCAGUGCACGUUGACCGUCCAUACCCAGUUGAGGUGAAGGUCCCAGUCCAUGUCCCGGUCUACAAGAAGGAGUAUGUCGAGGUCCCGAAGCCAUACGCAGUUCAUGUCGAGAAGCCUUACCCAGUGUACGUGAAGCAGCCAGUGUACGUCGAGAAGCAGGUCCCAGUGACGGUGCACAUCAAGGAGCACCACAAGAAGCCAUUCUGGGGUUGAAAGACUGUUUAAGAGAUGUAGAGAAACUGGUAGAAUAAAGAUACAACACUGAAAUAUUA